Messenger RNA from Mesorhabditis belari, 1221 nucleotides. The record is from the annotation of a GenBank genome assembly. Lineage: Eukaryota; Metazoa; Nematoda; Chromadorea; Rhabditida; Rhabditidae.
AUGAAAUCGACAUCGAAACUCGGCUCGAUGACCUUUCGCAAGGAUCCAGAACUCACUGUUUCCUUCUAUGACGGUAGUAUUCUGGACACCGAGGUCGAUGCCAUUGUUUUGUCGGCUUCUAAAGAAUUGCGGAUCAACGAAGAAAUCUACAAGGAACUUAUCAAGCGCGGAAAUAGCUCAGCAAUUAAGAAUGCCUUUGCCGUUGUGAGGUCGGUUAGACCACCUGGAUCCAUUCACGGAGGCGCGAUCAUUGUUGUCAAUGUCGAGUCUUGUGAUUUGUCUUGGAAGAAUCUGCUGCUAGCUGUUGAGCCGGACAGUUUCCAUGUUACGAUGGCAUGCAAAGGACUCUUCGAUACUGUUCACGACCUUGGUUUAACAUCAAUUGCUACAAUUGGCUUUGGCUGCGGAAGCCUAAAAGUUGAUUCCAAGAAAGCAGCGCUUAAACUAAAGGAAGCAAUUAAGCAACAAAUCGAAGAUGGAAAGUUAGAUAAAUUGAAGGAAAUUGGAAUCGUUGAUCGAAGUUGUUCUGUUAUCAAGGAUUUCAUGGCGGUGUUCGAGCUGAAAGUUGAUAUUCCAGAAGUCAAACCGAACGAUGAUUCAUCGAUUUUGGACUUUAUUACUCUCGAUCAGGUGAACGAUGAUGUCUGCGUCAUUUGCCUUGGAGAGUUGUCGGAUAAGAGCCACUUUGUUGUAGCCAUCAAAAAGUGCAAUCAUAUGUUUCACCACAAUUGCUUUGAGAGCUAUUCGAAUCAAACCACUCUUAAACGUUGCCCUACAUGCCAAGUGUUUUUUGCUCUGCCAGAAGGUAAUAUGCCAAGAGGAUCUACUAUGGCACACCAUGUGAUUACUAACGGUGGCAUCAAUCUAGAAGGUGGACGUGGCUACAUUAGCAUCGAUUAUAGCGUUCCCAGUGGAAUUCAAGAGGCAACUCACCUGCGCCCUGGUGUGCCUUUUCAUGGUACACACCGACAAGCAUAUUUACCAAAUACUCCUGAAGGUCACAAGGUUCUAAAGUUGUUAGAAAAGGCUUUUGAAUGUCGUUUGACAUUCACUGUGGGCGAUUCAAUAACUUCUGGCGCUCAGAAUGUAGCUGUUUGGAACAACAUCCAUCACAAGACUACUCUUCAUGGCGGAAGUUUUGGCUACCCUGAUGCUGACUACCUUCUCAGGGUCACAGAGGAAUUGCGAGCUGCGGGCAUUACUGAAGAUAUGACCAAUAAA